AUGUUAACCAUAGCCCGCUCACCUGUAUCACCUACUUCAUCUGACAGCCGCGAUGUAAGUGGUUUCAGCUUACUUGGCUCGACAAACACCAAAAUUCCCCCACGGUUCAAUACUCUCCCCACUGUCGGGAGCAUCGUUCUGGGCCGCGUAACGCGUGUCCAAAAACGUCAGGCAUCAAUCUCCAUCCUUGUUGUCCUCCCAGACCAGAAUAUGGCCCCCGACCCGACAGUGAUCGACUCCGACCUCCGCGCCAUCCUUGCCAACGCGAGCAUCUCCACGACUGCGGAUCCAUUGAAUGCAGACGAAUUGCGCCCGCAGGCGCUUAUUCGCAAAGAAGAUGUCCGGGCAGUGGAGAAAGACCGGGUGGUUCUCGAAGAGUCGUUCCGCGUCGGAGAUAUCGUGCGUGCCGUGAUUGUGAGUGUGGGUGAUCAGGUAGCAUACUAUGCUAGCACCGCCGGGAACGAACUGGGUGUUGUUAUGGCGCGAAGCAGUUGUACGGAGGCUGGCGCCAGCGGUUUCGGGGGAAAUAUGAUGUUUCCUGUUAGCUGGAAGGAGAUGAGGGAUCCGGUGACGGGCAAAGGGGAGACGAGAAAGGUUGCGAAACCAUUCUAG
Ophidiomyces ophidiicola is the source of this 612-nucleotide messenger RNA. RefSeq names its product exosome 3'->5 exonuclease subunit ski4 (Csl4) (gene CSL4). Gene Ontology annotation, molecular function: RNA binding. Gene Ontology annotation, biological process: RNA processing. The coding region runs from base 1 to 612 and encodes 203 amino acids. The transcript has a single exon. The record is from RefSeq and is a predicted model, not a curated record. NCBI's taxonomy places the organism in Eukaryota, Fungi, Ascomycota, Eurotiomycetes, Onygenales, Onygenaceae. Gene Ontology annotation, cellular component: cytoplasm; nuclear exosome (RNase complex).